This is a messenger RNA of Trichoderma reesei QM6a, 1422 nucleotides long. RefSeq names its product Aspartate/tyrosine/aromatic aminotransferase. The transcript is spliced from 2 exons. Bases 1 to 1422 code for a protein of 473 amino acids. Lineage: Eukaryota; Fungi; Ascomycota; Sordariomycetes; Hypocreales; Hypocreaceae. The record is from RefSeq and is a predicted model, not a curated record. Gene Ontology annotation, biological process: biosynthetic process. Gene Ontology annotation, molecular function: pyridoxal phosphate binding; L-2-aminoadipate:2-oxoglutarate transaminase activity.
AUGUCUCCCUCGUCACCUCCCUCCCCGCCAACCAAACACACGAAACAACAAAUCAACCUCCUCCGCGGCUGGCCCUCCCCCGCCCUCCUCCCCGCGGCUCUCCUCUCCUCCGCCACCCAGCGCAUCCUCGCCUCGCCCGCCACCAGCGUGCCCCUCCUGCAAUAUGCCCCGGACGAGGGCUACCAGCCGCUGCGCGAGCGCCUAGCCGAGUGGCUGGCCCGGCAUUACGGCGUCGAGCCGGACGCGAAUCGGAUCUGCGUCACGGGGGGCGCGAGCCAGAACCUCGCGUGCAUCCUGCAGAGCUUCACCGACCCCGGGUGGACGAGGGCCGUCUGGAUGGUCGCGCCGUGCUAUCAUCUUGCGGGGGCCAUCUUUGAGGAUGCCGGGUUUCGGGGGAGGCUGAGGGCGGUGCCGGAGGAUGAGGAGGGCGUUGAUGUUGGCGAGCUGGAGAGGAGGAUGGAGGCGUGGGAGAGGGAGGAGGAGCAGAAAGGGGGGCCAUUCAAAGACCCAGGCCCCUUUCGAAAGCUCUACCGCCACGUCAUCUACGCCGUCCCAACCUGCUCCAACCCCUCGGGCAAAACAAUGUCCCUCGACCGCCGCCAGGCCCUCGUCCGCAUCGCCCGCAAGCACGACGCCCUCAUCAUCAGCGACGACGUCUACGACUUUCUCCAAUGGCCCCUCUCCUCCAGCGGCUCUCCUCUUACUCCCGAGCGCCCGCCGGAAAUGAGGCUGCCCCGGCUGUGCGACGUGGACAUGGCCAUGGGGCGCGCGGACAAUGACCCCAAGGGGUUCGGCCACGCCGUGAGCAACGGGUCGUUUAGCAAGAUUGCCGGCCCUGGAGUGAGGACGGGCUGGGCGGAGGCGACGCCGGCGUUUGCGCUGGGGUUGUCAAAGACGGGGUCGAGCAUGUCUGGUGGUGCGCCGAGUGGGCUCUGCGCGGGCAUGAUGGCGGAUUUGCUGGAGAGCGGGGAGCUGGUUGAUUUCAUCGAGACCAAGACGAGGCCUGCGCUGCAGAGGAGGCAUAGGAUCAUGAUGGAUGCGGUGAGGGAGCAUCUGGAGCCUCUUGGGGUGGUGGCGCGGGAGUCGAGUGGAACGGGGGAGGAGGGCGUCUACGGCGGGUAUUUUGUGUGGCUUACGUUGACGAGGGGGCCGACGGCCGUGAUGGUUUCGGACGCGGCGCUCAAGGAGGAGAAUGUCAUUGUGGGGAGGGGCAACAUGUUUGCUGUGAAGGGGGAUGAAGACGGGGCGAGGUUUGAUGAGAAUAUCAGGCUGUGUUUCUCUUGGGAGCCGGAGGAGGAUCUGGUGGAAGGGGUCAAGAGGCUUGGGGAGCUGAUUGGGAGGAUGCAGGGCGACACGGAUCACUAUGAGAGGCUGGCGGCUCAGACCAAGGACAGCGAUCGUCCGGUGAGCAGUUGGGUAUGA